Molecule: messenger RNA, 5801 nt
Organism: Trichoplusia ni (cabbage looper)
Lineage: Eukaryota; Metazoa; Arthropoda; Insecta; Lepidoptera; Noctuidae
Product: mitochondrial glutamate carrier 1-like
Exons: 8
Coding region: 2926-3900 (324 amino acids)
Biological process (GO): aspartate transmembrane transport; L-glutamate transmembrane transport; malate-aspartate shuttle
Molecular function (GO): L-glutamate transmembrane transporter activity; L-aspartate transmembrane transporter activity
Source: RefSeq, a predicted model, not a curated record
UCAUUUUAUUUUACCUCUCCAAUUGGCUCGACCUAUCAAUUUUUCUCACAAUAAUGUUGAUAUUAUAUUUUUUAAUAAUUUACUACGCGUCUGGUUUUUGUACUGCCAGCAAAUUAAUGAAUUAUUUAUUUUGUGCUGUGUUUCAUUAAGAUAAUAAUUAGGGUAGUAUAUUAAAAACGCUUCUAUAUACAAGUCUCAUGACAUAUAAAAAUAAAUAUUUGAGUGAUAUCCAUGUCAAUAAAGUUUAUUAAAAUGGACAAAAUUAAUCAUGGCUAUAUAUUAAAAUGUUAAAUGCAAUCUUGAAUAUAUUAUUUGUUUUUAGGCAUUUUUUAAUAUCUUUAAGCUCAAUAAAUCUCUUUAGACUUCUUUAAACUUUUUCUUUAUAUUAUUUUUACAAUCAAUUAUUUUAUUUUCUUAACUUUUUGUUUAUUUAAUUCUUAAGCUUGAAAACGUUUCGCACUAUUUCACAUAAUGUUUUUUUUUCACAUUUGACACAUUAUCUCUUUGCUAUAUAUUGUACUGUUUCUUGCUGCUGUUAUCUCUUCCUAUUCUAUACUUUUCUUCGCCACAGUAUCAUCUGUAUCUUUUAUAACUGUUUUAAAAUCAAUACUUACAAUCUAAAUUAUAUUUUUUCUGUAUCAAAUCAACUUUUUUAUGCUUAUUAUGUAUUUUUUUUUAAUAUUAUGACUACUUGUUAAUAGCUAAUCCAUCCUAAAUAUGUGUAUUUUAACCAGUGCUAAAGGGAUUUGAAUGAAAUGUACGAUCAUGUUAGCUACUAAAAGCUUAUGAAGGUUAUCUUAUUAGUUAUUGUCAAUUAUCGAUGACAUAAUGCAACUGUUUCUUGUAAAUAUUUUUCUGGAUUAGGCCGUUUCGAAAAAUUAUGUUUGUAGAUGACCGGCUUUUAGGAAGUUGUGAAAAGACACUUCUCGACAGCUAGUUACCUGUUUUAUGGGAAAGACAUUAACUUGUAUUGAAUUUCAGUGUAUAAGAAAUAUUCUCUAUGCACGGAAUCUCUGUCACUGAACUCGUAAUCGUGUAUCUUCCGUUAGUUAAUCAUGAUAAUGCAUAGUUCGUUAAAGUCGUCAAUUUCAAUGUAAUGCCAAUACUAUUAAAAGUGUUUUUAUCUUGAGAAUGACCCUCGGUCAGUGUUUACGACAAUAAUAAGUGUGUAGUAUGAAGUUUAUGAAACAUUUUUGAUGUAUUGUCAAUUAAAUAAUAUUGUUUUUAAUAUUAAGAAUGUUUAAUGGCUGUUCCAUAGUAAUUUAUUCAUUGUUACGGUGUGACGAAAAAUUGUUAUCACAGGGCACUUCUGAAAAGUAAAAACAAGCUUUCGAUCAAACUAGAAAGUCAUUAUUAUAAUAAUCUAUAGAAAUAAAAUUGUAAACAUCGUAAAGGUUGCACUGUAAAAUUAAAAAAAAAUGUUUAAUUUAUUUUGUUUUUAUUUUAUACCCCCAGAAUCAGUCCACGAAAGUAGAAAAGCAACAACACAAAGAAGCUCACAAUAGGUUAAAUGAUCAAUUGCGAGAUAGACACCGUCUGCUGCCACAAAAAUACAACUGAAAAUUUCAACUGUCAAGCUGUAAAAGUUGAUGAGAUAGAUCCUGUCGGCAGAUGAAUAGACAGUGAGGCCUAAGUAUUAGGCUCAGUGCAGACAGAACGGAGCGCAGCGGAGAAGAUUUUGAUAACGCACUUGAAAAUAAACUUUUAAAUUAUUACAAUAAAGUGCAUAAACGUUUGAAUCUGAUAAAGAAUGCUCUAAGAUACGUAAGAAUCCCAGCGCGGCAGCGAGUCGGCGCUCGCGUCGUACGCGUAUGACGUAGUAGUUAUACAAUUGUGGAAGUAAAAGGUUACGGUUACGAAAUAUUUUCUCUUAAUAACGGACCCAUUACAAUGAAAUGUAGAAUCACAUUUGGCUGUUACAGAACAUACAAUUGGCCGGUUCCUAGGUCACGUUUGGAUCGCAUCCACACGAUAACACAAAAAACACGAUACACACCGUCGUAGGUAUGACUGCGUAUCGUUUUUUUAGAUAAUAAUAUGAUUAAUUUUAUUAUUUCGCCGGGCCUGGCCGUUUCAUCAUCUCCAACAUACGCUAUUCGAUCACAUGAAAUUCCGACAUAAUAAUUUAUUAGAUAGUAAGAAAUAACCAUUUUUUGGUCAAAAGACAAUGUUCAGAAAUAGUCAAUACCUACUCUAUAUAGGUAUUUUAGUUUUAGAUGAUAGCGGCAUUAAAUGUAGCCGGUAGCCGGUUAUGCGCUAUUUGCCCCAUUAAGGGUUAUAUUGAUUACUCUUGUGAAAUCUAACGUAUUUCUUUCAAUUUACUUCCACGCAAGGGCAAUUUGAAUUGUAAACUCGUCCAUAAGUUGUGUAUUUCUAUCCUAACCUACAGUGCCCAAACUGUCGAAAGUGGGCUGACCAUAAUAUGUGUCCAAAUAAGAGGGAGAGAUGUGCCGAAAUCGUUGCAAAUCGUAAGAAAAAGGUCGUCGUCGAAAACGUAGUCUAAUGAGAGUGUUAAGGGAGACAAUACACAGAGAAAGGCCAAAAGAAUGUCCGAGCAAGACCUUUGCCCAGCUGUGGGACAGUAGAGGUAAAGAAAAAAACAAAUUUAGCUGAAUGUUAAAGUGCAAAUAUUAUUUCAACCUCUUGGUAACAUUUUAGCGGCAGAUUUAUUUAUUUAAUUAUCACACUAAUCACAAUACAGGUUACUUAACCUAAUGCGGUAGCUAGGACUAAACAAAGGUCUAAGUAUUUAUGUGAAUCUAUUGAACUAUCAAACUCUGUGCUAUCAAACAGAAAUUGUGCCCCUGUCAACAUCUUUGUCAUAUUUUUUUUUGGCGAAGCGGGAUUUUUUAAACGAUUUAAUUUGUAUACUUUUUAUCCAGGAUUUUAUUGAACGUAAGCUGAAUAAGUUCUUAACCAUCCAGAAUGCCAAAUACCGUCCCCCACGACGCCACACAUCCAGACAUCCAUCGUCCAACCCGGUUUGAUCUUGUACCGAAGAUCGUCAAUGGCGGUAUUGCAGGUGUAGUGGGCUGCAUCUGCAUAUUCCCAAUUGACUUAGUGAAGACACGACUGCAGAACCAAACUGUGGGUCCAAAUGGGGAGAAACAGUACAAAAAUAUGAUAGACUGCUUUAGACAAACUAUACGUCGAGAAGGAUAUUUUGGCAUGUACAGAGGGGUGGCGGUUAGCGUCUUGCUCGUUUCACCAGAGAAAGCUUUUAAAUUGGCCGCUAACGAUGUUUGCAGGUGGCUUCUCCUUAAACCCGACGGGAGUCUUCCGUUAUACCGUCAAGCCAUAUCUGGUGGGGUGGCAGGAUUUUUCCAGAUGCUAGUCUCGACCCCUAUGGAACUGUUGAAGAUCCAAUUGCAGGAUGCUGGUAGAGUUGCGGCGCAGGCUAAAGCGGAGGGUAAAAUAAUGCCUCGCCUUACGGCCAAGCAAGUGACUAUGAGGCUCAUUUCCGAAAGAGGUGUAUUCGGAUUGUACAGAGGGAUGUCGGCUACUGCGGCACGAGAUAUCGGUUUCGCUGCCCUGUACUUUCCGCUCUAUGCCGAACUCAGGGAUAUGUACUCUCUGGCCGAUAAAGACCAUGUGCCGCCUUUUUGGUGGUCGUUCUUCUCGGGCUGUGUCUCCGGCUGCGUGUCCGGGCUCGCCGCCACACCCUUAGACGUCAUCAAGACACGCAUGCAGACGAUCAAAAAGGGCAAGCACGAGAGGCACUGCUACAGUAUUAUGGGUUGCGCCAGACAAAUCAUGAAGUACGAGGGCCCCUUGGCGUUCUUCAAAGGUGGUCUGUGCCGAAUCUCUGUGUUCACACCGCUGUACGGCAUACUGCAAGGUGUCUACUACCUCUGCAUCGCCGAACGCCUGCUCGGCUAUCCGCUCCUUAGGGCGAUUUGAUUACACGAAGCAAUCCAAACAUGCUUCACAAUCAAACCUAGAUUGUAUUGUAUAUUUUAUAUGUAUUCUAACUUGACAUAAGUGUCAAUUGGAUAGCAGAGAGGUAUAGGUUACCAUGCCUAUACCACUGUGCGCGAAGUGACACGCGUUUGAUGGGACCCCACAGGGACAAAUAUUAGUGUGAUUCGUAAAUAUUUGCUCUGAGUCUGAGUACUGAGUCACUAUGUAUGUGAAUUUGUAUGUUUGUGAACCUUACACGAUAUACCCGCAUAUGAUUCUUAUCACUAAGUAAUGUCUUUUUAAAUAAUUUUUAAAUAAUCUUUUCUCGAUGCGUAAUCUUGUACCCUUAAACUACUGCUAACUUGCUACUUAACGAAUAUAAGGCUCUCUCACCUCAAGUAACUCGGAUGAGUUAAUUAAGGUGAGAGAGCUCAAUCAGCUCAAUCAUUUAUGGAAGUUUUGUUAAGCUCGGGUUUGAUGAAUGUUUCUUCGAUCAAAGGUAUCGUGUUCUUCACCCCGGGUAUUUGUGAAAUUGAGCUCUUAACUUUGGGCUUGACGAAUAUUCGGCUCUCUGACCUAUCACAUCCAUCACCAGGAGUAUUUGUAAAACUUUGCCCUUGAUUUUGGGCUAGACCAAUAUUCGGGUCGCUCACCUUAAGCGUCAUAAUAUAUCCUCUACCUCGGGUAUUUUUGAAAUAAGCUCUUGACUUUGGGCUUGACGAAUAUCCGGCUCUCUGACCUUAGGACCAUAACCAACACCUCGGAUAUUUGUAAAAUAAGCCCUUGACCUCUGGGCUGGACAAAUACUCCGCUCUCUGAAAUUAAGUGUCACAUCCAUGAUAUCUAUCACUUCGGGUAUUUGUGAAACUUAGUCCGACCUCGGGCUCGAUGAAUAUCCGGCUCUCCGACUCUAGGAUACAAACUUUCACUUCGGAUAUUUUUGAAAUAAAGCCCUUGACUUUUCACUUUGGGCUUGACGAAUAUCCGGCUCUCUGACCUUAGGAUCAUAACCUCCACCUCGGAUGUUUGUGAAAUUAGCCUUCGAAGUUUUGGGCUUGACGAAUAUCCGGCUCUCUGACCUUAGGAUCAUAACCUCCACCUCGGAUAUUUGUGAAAUAAGCCUUCGAAGUUUUGGGCUUGACGAAUAUUCCUGAACUUAAAUGUUACAGCCAUGACAUCUCUAGGUAGGUAUUUGUGAAACUUAGCCUCUGAACUCGGGCUUGACGAAAACCAGGCUCCCUCACCUUAAAGUCAUUAAAUUAAGGUGAAAUUAAGGUCUUGACUUUGAGCUUAAUGAAUAUCCAGUCUCCGAUCUUAGGAACAUAUCCUCCACUUCGAAUGUUCACGAAAAUUAGUCGGACCCCGGUUAGCCGACCUUAGUUAUUAUAACCUCUACUUCGGGUAUUGAAGUUUUGUCCUUUAUCGUUGGGCGUGACGAAUAUCCGCCUCCUGACCUGGAAUCCUUUUAAAUUAACACAUUGAACCCGAGCUGCAUCGAAUUGUAAAUAGUUAUUAAAAAUACGUAGUCUUGAUUCACGUUCUUUGGCUUUUUUUAACAGAUCACACACCCGUUAUCCUCAAAAGCAGGGUUUAAAGCAGUAAGAAGUUACAAACAUGCAAACAUACGUAGAAAUCUAAUCACAAGUUACGCUUUGACAAUUUGAAAGUAAUAAAGUUUUUCCCAGGUUUUCUGGGACCGGGACACGAAAAUUGUGUUUACAACUUUCAGUUCGCCACGUGUUCUCGAGUUCGACAAGUUUGCGUAUUUGCUUGUUGUAGAUUCACUACAUUAUGUCGUAUCCCCGCCCGAUGAGCUAUAACCCGAAACACGAUGAUCAUGAUUUACCCCAAGGGGUUGUCCUUUUUAUAUCCUGGAGAACCAAAGAUAAUUUUGAUAGAUU